AUGGGUAGCAUAUUCCUAGACCAAAUCAAGAAGCAGACAACAAAUUUCCUACAAGAAAAGUAUAAAUCUGCUAGAAUCACGUUUACUGAUGUUACUGAAGCUGAAAUGCUGGCUGAGGAAGCAACAAAUAAAGAUGAUUGCAGCCCUGAUGCCAAAACAAUGACUAGAAUUGCAGAGGCAUCCUUUGAUGUAGAAGAAUAUUGGAGGAUUGUUGAUGUUCUUCAUGGAAGAUUGUACAACAUCAAUUGGGAACAAUGGAGGCAAUCUUACAAAGCACUAGUUCUUCUGGAAUUUAUGCUAACCCAUGGUCCUGAAGAGUUUGCCCGAGAAUUUCAGUGUGAUGCUGAAAUUAUUGAAGAACUAGGAAGUUUUACACAUAUUGAUGAAAGAGGGUUUAACUGGGGAUCUAGAAUGCAAAAACUAUCAGAACAAAUACUCAAACUUUUAGAGGGAGGAGAAGCUCUCAGAGAAGCACGUUUGAAGGCUCUCAAAAUAACAAAUGAAAUACAAGGCUUUGGAAGUUCAUUGAACUCUCCAUCAUCUUCAUCAUCACCUUGCUCAUCAUCUUCUGAAGCAUCACAAGGCUCUUCAUCUUUUUCUUCAUUUUCUACAAGAAGUACUCCUGUUUAUUACAUUGACUCCAAUGAUCAGAAGGUAAACCAUGGGGACAAAAACCACAUUUGGGAUGGUCCUGCAGGUGGAGAGAAAGAUGUUUUGAUUGUUUCUGAUGAGGAUGAAGACAUGGAAAAACCAAAAGGGUUUGUAAGUGGAAUCUGCUCCAAGAUUAUUGGUAGUGGCACUAUUGGAGGAAGUCGUGAACAGAUUGAAUUCAGAUGCAUCUCUGAUGUUGGAAGCAAGAGGACUAAAAAGAAGUUUGAUCGCCAACAUUCAUUUUGGUUUUAA
Gastrolobium bilobum is the source of this 903-nucleotide messenger RNA. RefSeq names its product epsin-3. The coding region runs from base 1 to 903 and encodes 300 amino acids. Gene Ontology annotation, biological process: endocytosis. Lineage: Eukaryota; Viridiplantae; Streptophyta; Magnoliopsida; Fabales; Fabaceae. The transcript is spliced from 5 exons. Gene Ontology annotation, cellular component: plasma membrane; clathrin vesicle coat; endosome. The record is from RefSeq and is a predicted model, not a curated record. Gene Ontology annotation, molecular function: clathrin binding; phospholipid binding.